AUGACACCGUCCGCACGAAAGAGGGUUUGGAUGAUGCUGCUGGUGUAUGCUGCGUGUUUGUUCUUGAAACAGAUGAUGACCGUUCGAAGGGUGGGGACUACAUGCAUGAACUUGGAGAAGACGAUGAAGAUGACGAUGAUGACGAAGGUGGAAAAAUGGACGAUGAUAGGUACCAAGGCAGGGAUAGGACGCGAAGAGGAGGAUCCCAACAAGUGCAUUGCAACUGAGAAGGAGAUCUUGUCAAUUCUGCCAAUCAAAGACCUGCAACAGUGCGAGAACAGGUUGGUGCAAGUGUUGCAGUAUGAGAACUUUGAAUUUACCAAGCUUUUGCUGAAGAACCGAUUGAAGAUUCUGUAUUGUACCCGCUUGGGUCAGGCACAGACGGAAGAAGACAAGACAGCCGUCUUGGAAGACAUGCGCAACACCCCGGAAGCUCAAGCGGUUCUAGAGGAGUUGGACAAAGCCUCAAAGAAGCGAGAUCGAGAGCGCGAUAUCAACAGGGACUUGCGCAAAGAGGUUCGCCAGCUUCAGUUGCGAGGUGCCCGAGAGAAGGAGCGCGGCAUGGACGAUGAAGGCAGUCAGACCUUGGGCCGAGGAAGGGCAAAAGUGGCAGAAGAGCAGCGCUUGCCUUGGGCGAGCAAAAGAAAUAGAAACAACGUGAAGAUUUGGAAGUAA
Molecule: messenger RNA, 675 nt
Organism: Durusdinium trenchii
Lineage: Eukaryota; Dinophyceae; Suessiales; Symbiodiniaceae
Source: the annotation of a GenBank genome assembly